Moneuplotes crassus is the source of this 778-nucleotide messenger RNA. NCBI's taxonomy places the organism in Eukaryota, Ciliophora, Spirotrichea, Euplotida, Euplotidae. The record is from the annotation of a GenBank genome assembly.
UUUGAGAUUAAUUAAUUGAGAAAUUUCAGAAAUGGCUAUUCUGUUAGAAGAGUUACUAGAUAAGAAGAUAGGUGAAAAGAAAAAUUGAUUUAGAUACAAGCCCAAAAUUAUUACCAUGAUGAUGACCCCAAAGAACUUAAUCCUCAAAAGAAAAGAGAGGGUGAACAACGAAUGUUUCUUAGAGAAUUUAAGCUAUGACUGUAACAUGAAAACAAAUUUACCAUUCUCAAAUGAACAGAAGAUUAGGAGGAUCAAAGACUAUGAAUUUUUUGCUAAAGAGAUAAGAGAAAACUGAAAUGAAAAGAAACUAUCUUCGAGUUCGAAAUUAUCCAAAAUAAUUAAAUUAAAGAAAAGAAAGCCUCUUUUAGCAUCUAAGAGGUCUAUUGCAGGGUUGAAGAAGUUUCCAACAAAUUCUGGCUUAAGACUACCAAAAAUCCCACUUGGAAGGACAAACACAGGGUCUGUGUCUAACUCUUUGGGAGCUUCAGCUUCUUAUAAAAGGAAGUUGUCUACUAUUCCCAGCAUAUCUCCAUUGAAUGUAAUCAAGAGACGGAGAGAAAUCAGAACUAAACCUUUCGCGAGAAGAGAUAGCAAUGCAGAUAAGCGUCUUAUUCAAAGACUGAAGGUCUCAGGAAUGAUUAGUAGGGGGACUUCUCAGAGACCAUCUCCCACCAGGCUAGGAAGAAGAGCUAUGUAUUCAUUCCAGCAGAACAAUUCAGUUUCAAACAGUAUCAGCUUCACAGAUUGAGUGGUUAAUCUUUAUACCUAAAAUUUUCAU